Penicillium malachiteum is the source of this 795-nucleotide messenger RNA. RefSeq lists its product as uncharacterized. The record is from RefSeq and is a predicted model, not a curated record. NCBI's taxonomy places the organism in Eukaryota, Fungi, Ascomycota, Eurotiomycetes, Eurotiales, Aspergillaceae. The transcript has a single exon. Bases 1 to 795 code for a protein of 264 amino acids. Gene Ontology annotation, molecular function: trans-aconitate 2-methyltransferase activity.
AUGUCGACAUCCACCAAUCCUGUGCAUGACUGGAGCGCAGCACAAUAUCUCAAAUUCAAAGAUGAGCGCACUCAACCAGCCCGCGAUCUCCUCGCUCGAGUCCCCCUCCAAGCCCCAAAGACGAUAGUAGACUUGGGCUGCGGCCCUGGAAACUCCACUGCUGUGCUUGAAUCCCGGUAUCCGGAUGCGCACCUAGUUGGCAUGGACUCUUCGCCUGAUAUGAUUCGCAAAGCUCAAGCCACGCUCCCACAUUUGGAAUUCAGUGUUGCGGAUUUGAAUACAUUUUCACCGCAAGCUCCCGUCGACCUGUAUUACUCCAAUGCUGUGUUCCAGUGGCUUGAAAGAGAACAGCGUAUUGAGGUUAUCAAAAGAUUGAUGGAGACUCAGCCAUCGGGUGGUGUUUUUGCGUUUCAGGUUCCUGAUAACUUGAAUCAGCCCUCCCAUGUGUUGAUGAGGGAGACUGCUGAAAGUGGUCAUUGGGCGACUAAAUUGCAGGAUGUUGGUCGUGAUACGUUCCAGUCACCGCAGGAGAUUUAUGAUCGGCUGAAGCCUUUUUGUUCAGAGGUAAACUUGUUCCACACGACCUACUACCAUUCUCUUGAAAACCACCAAGCUAUCAUUGAAUGGGUCAAGGGAACGGGAUUACAGCCUUAUGUCAAUCCAUUAGAUGCACAGGAGAAAGAGGAGUUCCUGAAGGAAUACUUGAAACGGUUGGAGAGAGCCUAUCCGUCGACGAUUGAUGGUCGAGUGCUACUUCCAUACCCGCGACUGUUUGUUGUAGCCGUCAAGAAAUGA